Portunus trituberculatus (swimming crab) is the source of this 3036-nucleotide messenger RNA. RefSeq names its product protein Wnt-1-like. Bases 1197 to 2393 code for a protein of 398 amino acids. Gene Ontology annotation, biological process: multicellular organism development; cell fate commitment; neuron differentiation. NCBI's taxonomy places the organism in Eukaryota, Metazoa, Arthropoda, Malacostraca, Decapoda, Portunidae. Gene Ontology annotation, molecular function: cytokine activity; frizzled binding. The transcript has 7 exons. Gene Ontology annotation, cellular component: extracellular region. The record is from RefSeq and is a predicted model, not a curated record.
UGGUGGGUCCACGCAUGCGCCCUGACCUGUGUUGCCGCAUGUCUCCCGCCGUCCGGACUCCACAUGAUAUUAUCCAGCUUGUUGUGUGCGCGGGGGUAGUUUUUUAGCGUGCGGUGGUGCGGGGGCGUCGGGGCCGAGCGGGCAGCAGCGGUGUAAGGGAGCGAGGCGGGACGCGGCCUCCGUAGGACAGCUUCCGAGGUGCACAAGUCGGCUCUCUUUGCUGCGUGUCUGACCCGCCCGCAGACCGCCUCUCUCGGCAGCCUCAAAGCCCAUCACACGGGCCGGACCCUUACCGCUCACCUCAUCUCCCGGGGACCCUCCGCCCAGCGUGUACCACCUGUACCACCCGCCCGCCCGCCGCCACACCCGCGCCUCCCGCCCACCACCCCCGAACCUUCCUCCCGCCCGCACACAAUUUACCUUUGAGAUAAAUACACUUGUCACCGCGCCAGGGGAGGGGCGGGGGCCCGGGGAGCCAGGGAGUGUUGCGAGCGGCGGCGUGAGUGUGUGUGUGUGUUGCGGCGUGCGUGCGGGGAUGGCCAGCGGGUCGCCCCUUGUCGCCACUCGCCACUCUUGCCCAACGCGGCGCGGGAAGUGACGGCGCGAACCUUCUCGGAAGUGACAUAGUGUUCCCGUGAAUCAGAUCCUGUGACGGGGAAGUAAAGAGGCGACGGAAGGGAGCGGCGACCACUCCCUUGAGGAGCGCGCCGCCAUAACCACACUGCGGGGUGUGCGUGUGCGACGACAGGCACUGACGGAGGCGCUGAUGGGAACGUUACUUUCCACAGAACAGCACAGCACAUCACAGCACAGCACAGCACAACACAACACAGCACAGCGUUAGAGUGAGAGGAAGGUGAGGCAUGUGUCGCGGCUGUGUCACGAUGUACUACCGCUCCUCGCCGUGGCAGGACCAGCACGCCAGCACAUCACCUUCCUGGAAAUGAAGACGAGCUUGCCAUAGCGUCCUGGUGAGGCCACACAGGAGCCGCGCCAGUGACAGUGCCAGAUCAGUGCAAAGCCAGUGCCAGACCAGUAGUGGAUCAGUGUGGCGGGUCGCGGCGGCGCAUCAAAGCGGUGGGCCGAGUGAAGGGAGGAAUGAGCGGGGCCGCGCGGGGAGCAGCGACCACCAGGCAGUGACGCCCCCACCCUCGCGCCGCAGCCUCUCCUGCUCCCGCUGCGCCAGGAGGUCGACGAUGAGGUUCGGGGGGCGGGGGAGGGCGGGGGCCUGCCACCUUCUGCCGUGGGCCGCCCUCCUGCUCCUCUGCGCCGCUGCUACAACCGCGGAACUCAAGCGGCGGGAACCCAAGUGGUGGAGGAUAGCGAAGAUUGAGGACCCUUCCAAUCUAAUCAGCAACCACAUCAAGUCAAACUACCUAGGGGACCACGACCUGGACCCUGCCAUACGCCUCAUCCUUAGACGGAAACAGCGCCGCCUCCUUCGUGACAAUCCUGGGGCGCUGGUGGCCGUGGCGAAGGGAGCAAGGGCUGCCGUUCACGAAUGCCAGCACCAGUUUCGCAAUAGACGGUGGAACUGCUCGACGACAGUGUUCACCAGGAGAAAGACGCUGUUUGGGAAGAUUGUCACGAAAGCUUGUCGAGAGGUGGCCUUCCUGUUCGCCCUCACCUCUGCAGCAGUGACCCAUACAGUGACUAGGGCGUGUACAGAAGGCACCAUAGACUCUUGCAACUGUGACUACCGCGCCAAGGGUCCUAAAGGGCUGGACUGGGAGUGGGGCGGCUGCUCUGACAACAUCGAUUUCGGAAGCAAAUUUUCUCGGCUCUUCGUAGACGCAGGAAUGAAAGGAAGGGACCCGCGAUUCUCAGUCGAUCUUCACAACAACGAGGUCGGAAGAUUGCACGUGCGGGACAACAUGAGGAAGGAGUGUAAAUGUCACGGCAUGUCUGGCUCCUGCACUGUCAAGACCUGCUGGUGGCGCCUUCCCUACUUCAGGAGAAUCGGGGAUGUUCUCAAGGAUCGAUUCGACGGCGCCUCCAGAGUGUUAAUACGUAGCAAGGGCAACACAAGGACCCCCAACGCACGCCGCCCUAAUAUGAGGAGGAAGAACAAGAGGAGGAAGAGAAAGUCCCACCGCCUCUUUCGUCCUUACAAUCCUGACCACAAACCGCCCUCCAAAAAGGAUCUUGUGUAUCUGGACGAGUCCCCGGAUUUCUGCGUCAGGAACAGAAAAUUGGGCAUCAUCGGGACAAGAGGGCGAGAGUGCAACAGAACAAGCAUCGGUCUGGACGGCUGUGACUUGAUGUGCUGCGGGCGGGAACAUCACACACAGGUGGUUGAGGUGGAAGAGAGGUGUUCUUGUACCUUCCAGUGGUGUUGUGUGGUGAAGUGUAAGACGUGCAAGUAUAUGAGGACCGUUCACACCUGCUCUUAAUGACUCAGGUGUGCAGAGGUGCGUGGGAAGAUGAGGCAAGGUGACAUCAGGUGAGAUAAGGUGUGACAAGGUGUGAGAUGUGGAAAAAGUUAAAUGGUGAAGGUCCUCUUGUAGUUUACCUGUUCUUAGUGACUUUUUAAAGGUGACAGGUGAAGAAAAGACUGAUUACAGGUGUGAGGGGAGAGAGAUUGGAUAUUUCACACCUGUUGCUAAUGAUUUCCGUGACAGGUGUACUGGAGAGGGUCAAACAGGUGUGCUAGUGACUUUUGAAGAUGGCAGGUGUGUACGGAGAGAACUGACAGAUGAGUGAAGGAAAAUACAGACUUUUAUACCUGUUCUUAAUUACCUAAGGGCAACAGGUGUGAGAAAAAUAAGUCACGUGUGAAAAUACAAAACUACCUGUUACUAAUGACUUUAAAGGUGACAGGUGUGUGAAAGAGCCGCAGAUGUGGAAAGUAAAGCAGAAACACACAAACACACACACCUGUCCUUAAUGAUAUGGAGGUGACAGGUGUGUGAGAACUGAUAUGUUGACAGAUAACACACACAUUUGGUAUUAAUUAGUGUGACAGGUGUGCUAGAAAAGUCAAGGUAUGGAAAGGUAAUUGAGACACACCUGUUCUUAAUGAGUGAAGGUGAUGCG